AUGUUAUUUUUUGUGUUUAUAAUUUUGGCGGGAUACGCUGUCAGAUGCGACAAUGCGAGUAACAACUACUACGUGAUAGAGAUGCCCGAAGAUGACGUACCGCUACGAGAAACCAAAAAACCGUUUAAUGUCUACUGGAACGUACCAACGAUGCAAUGUGAAUCAAAGAAAAUACCAUUCGCAAACUUGUACGAGAAGUACGGAAUAAUACAAAAUGCAAAUGACAGUUUUCGCGGCGAAAAAAUCGCCAUUUUGUACGACCCGGGCCUGUUUCCCGCGUUACUGAAAAACGAAACGAGCGGGAAAUUCAAAUUUAGAAAUGGCGGUGUACCGCAAGAGGGCGAUAUUGACAGCCAUUUGGAUGCGUUCAGGUUGACAAUGGAACAGAGUAUACCAGAUGUGGAUUUUAAAGGCAUUGGCAUCAUCGACUUCGAGUCUUGGAGACCGAUUUUCAGACAGAACUUCGGUGUGCUGAUACCUUACAAGGACGUUUCGUACGAGAUAGAAAAGAAAAUGCACUGGUGGUGGCCGAAAACAUGGAUACAGGAGGAGGCUAAAGAACGUUUCGAAGAGGCUGCAAGGAUUUUCAUGCAGAACACUCUGUCCAUUGCGAAGCAGAUGCGGCCGAAGGCGCAAUGGGGCUACUACGGGUUCCCGUAUUGCUUCAAUGUGGCCACUAACAACCCCUCCGAAAACUGUCCGGCAAAAGUCACACAAGAAAACAACCAGUUACACUGGCUCUGGUCAGAAAGCACGGCAUUAUACCCAUCCGUGUACAGCUCAAAGAACCUAACCUCCAAACAACUAGCCGCCCUGAUCCGAGGCAGGGUGGCAGAAGCCUCACGUACAAGGAGGAAAGGAACUCUAAUACUGCCCUAUUUCUGGUUUAGGUAUAGAGACGGCGGUUUCUUCAACGAGCUGGAUCUAGAAAUGGUUUUAAAGACAUUGUAUAAAUCAAACGCUUCCGGUUUUAUAAUAUGGGGGAGCUCUAAGGAUGUGAAUACGAUUGACAAAUGCAACAAGCUGCAAAACUAUGUAGAUACUAUAAUGGGACCAGCCAUCGCCAAAUAUGCGAAAUACAACCAAAAAACCGAAGAUGAAACGACAACUAAUGAUUCUAACUAUAUUACCUACGAAACUGUUACAAAAGAAGCAGUUUACGAUGAUCAAACAACUGUCACUCCUGAAAAUGUACCUAACAGUACUAGUACAACGCAUCAAAAUUUGCUAGAAAACAAUGAAACCGAGAUUGAAAAUGAAAAAAUUCAAUCAAAUAAUAUUGCAUUAGAUCCUGAAUUCCAUUGGGUUCCGCCAGAUACAUACAAUCAAGAUAUAAAACUUUAUGUAGAAGAGGAACUAACGAAAAAAUUAAAAAAUAAUAAUAUAACUACUGAUAUAAAACACAAAUUAGCUGACAGUUUAAAAGGAACUAUUCUCAUAGACAUGAUAAUAAAUGCCCUAUAUGGUUCAAAAACAGAAAUAAAAAUAGCACCGGAAUCUAACGGCGAACUUAAACCUAUAGAAAAUGUAUUAAAUAAUGUAGACUCUAACUUACAUCAUAUCAACAAGUUUACGUCAGUAUCUAAAUACCCACCAUUUGAACCGAGUACCGAAAGUCCCAUUGUAGAUGCUAAUAAAGAAAUAAAAGAAGGACCUACUUUAAACGACAUCAUUUUAGGUGGUUACGAUCGCAAUAUAUAUACCACGGGAUAUACUGUACCUAUAGCAGUAGUAGAAAAUAGUUAUAAAGAUUUUAACACCCAUGACACAAAAAAUAAACAUGUGAUCAGCCAGAAUAAAGCUAAAAAUAGCUCAUCUAAUGAUUUUGUAGAUCCUAAAACCCAAAUUGAACUAUCAACUAGUCCAUCUGUGUCAAAUGUAGAGAAAACAUUUAUAAAUGCAGAGAAAAAAGACCAAACCACAGUUUUGCCAUUCAAUCAGAUUGAAGAUGACUACGUAUUUUUUGACCUCAAAACAGAAACCGAUAAUCUAAGUACCACAACUAAUAAUGUAAGGUUUUACACAGAUGACUUAAAUUUGAUAACAAGUAUAUCUAACAUAACAACAGAAACAACUACUAUUGAUAGAAAUAAACAAAUAGGAAUAAGUUCAAAUAGCAUGACAGAAGACUUUUAUAUAUCACAGUAUUCUAUAUAUAUCACAAAAGAAUCCAAUUUAACGAAUUUGACCAAUAAUAGUUUAACAGAACCACAAACUUUCACUGAAAGAAAUGACAAAGAAUUCGUUUAUUUUCAUAAAGAAGGAAAUGUUGACGAAAUUCUUUCACAGCAAACAGAAAACCUAUCAGUAUUUACAGAAAGUGUAAAUUCUUCUACAGAUUUAGAUGACAAUGCCACAGUAUCACCAGUAUUAGAAGAAGUUUUAGAAGAAAUUAUGUCAUUAGGUAAAAACGAAGAAGUAAACAUUGAUGAAAAUUUUACUCCUCUCGGUCUUCCUUCUACGAGUUCACCUGAUAAGGUCGCUACAAGCAACAUCGCUAACGGGGCGAAGGAUUUAAUGUACACAUAUUAUAUGUUUAUUAUGUAUCUUAAAAUGUUAAUGUGA
Messenger RNA from Parnassius apollo (apollo), 2565 nucleotides. The record is from the annotation of a GenBank genome assembly. Lineage: Eukaryota; Metazoa; Arthropoda; Insecta; Lepidoptera; Papilionidae.